AGUUAUGCUGAAUAUAGUAUGUGGCCCAGUUUUGAGGAAAGGGAAUUUAAUGUUGAUCUUGCUAUGCCUUGAGGUCUCAGUGUAUUUGCCAUCAGGGAUACCUAAAGUUUUUCCGGACUAUGUUCUCAAGUCCCUUUGUUCACAACUUACUUUUCUUGGUUACUCUACUUUUCACUUUAGAAUUUAGGCCUCUACUUGGCUGUUUCAUACACAUUAAGAAUGAGGAAGCUGAGAGUACUAAGCUAGGUAGCAGUCUUGUUUUUUGGUCUUUUGGAGUGCUGGGAUUACAGGCGUGCGCUACCACGCCAAGCCCACAGUCUUCCUUCAAAUAAGUUAGGUCGAACUACAGUAAGGUUUUGGAGCCAUACCUGACAAGGCAAAAUCGGUAAUCGUGACAUUUCCUCGAAACAGCCCCCAAAGCUUUCUUUUUCUUGACCUCCACCCCAUUUUUGGCCAUGUUUUGACGUUUCUCCCUCCCACCAGAAACCCCUCAUUCUUCCCAGAUCAACUCCUAACAGCUGGACAGCUUUGCGCCAGGACACUGCGGUAUCCACUCCCGGGGUCGCCAAGCGCGCGGCAGCACCGCCUGAGCUGGGUCUUCGCGUCCUGCCGGCGCUGCGUGGCGGUCCCGGUCCGUGGGUUUCCGGGGCGGGGCGGCGGGAGCACAGCGCACGGUGCCUCGCGGUCUCGGGUGGAGGCUUCCGCGCCGCCCUACCGAGCACCACACCCCCGAUGCCACUUUACACUGGAGCCCCGGGUCAAUUCGCGCGGAUGCAGCCGGCGGUGUUUAAAUCUCUGCAGCCAGGGUCUGCCACCGACCGCUAACGAACCGGGUCCGGCCGGCUCAAGCCCCAGGAGAGGGAAGACGAGGGCCCGUCUUCGAGCCGCUGCUCCAAAGCGGCGGGACGCGGGCACGCGCAUCGCUCUGCUUUACGGCAAGGACGCGCGCGUUUGCGAUAGCGUGACGCAAGCAAGUUUUGGCGGGAAAAGCGCUACAUUUGGACUCCUGUGGCGGCAGGCAAAGGAGAGGCUGCCGGGUGCCGGUGGCAUCAUGGCAGUGCCCUUUGUGGAAGACUGGGACCUGGUGCAAACCCUGGGAGAAGGUGCCUAUGGAGAAGUUCAACUUGCUGUGAAUAGAAUAACUGAAGAAGCAGUUGCAGUGAAGAUUGUAGACAUGAAGCGUGCCAUAGAUUGUCCAGAAAAUAUUAAGAAAGAGAUCUGUAUCAAUAAAAUGUUAAAUCAUGAGAAUGUAGUGAAAUUCUAUGGUCACAGAAGAGAAGGCAAUAUCCAGUAUCUGUUUCUGGAGUACUGUAGUGGGGGAGAGCUUUUUGAUAGAAUAGAGCCAGACAUAGGCAUGCCUGAACAAGAUGCUCAGAGGUUCUUCCAUCAACUCAUGGCAGGAGUGGUUUAUCUGCAUGGUAUUGGAAUAACUCACAGGGAUAUUAAGCCAGAAAAUCUCCUUUUGGAUGAAAGGGAUAACCUCAAAAUCUCUGACUUUGGCUUGGCCACAGUGUUUCGGCAUAAUGAUCGUGAGCGUUUAUUGAACAAGAUGUGUGGUACUUUACCUUAUGUUGCUCCGGAACUUCUAAAGAGAAAGGAAUUUCAUGCAGAACCAGUUGAUGUUUGGUCCUGUGGAAUAGUGCUUACUGCCAUGUUGGCUGGAGAAUUACCGUGGGACCAGCCCAGUGACAGUUGUCAGGAAUAUGUUGAUUGGAAAGAUAAAAAGACAUACCUCAACCCUUGGAAAAAAAUUGAUUCUGCUCCUCUAGCUCUGCUGCAUAAAAUCCUAGUUGAAAAUCCAUUGGUAAGGAUUACCAUUCCAGACAUCAAAAAGGAUAGAUGGUACAACAAACCACUCAAGAAAGGAGCAAAGAGGCCCCGGGUCACUUCAGGUGGUGUGUCAGAGUCUCCUGGUGGAUUCUCUAAGCACAUUCACUCAAAUUUGGACUUCUCUCCAAUAAACAGUACUUCAAGUGAAGAAAAUGUGAAGUACUCCAGUUCCCAGCCAGAACCACGGACAGGUCUUUCUUUAUGGGACACUAGUCCAUCAUACAUCGAUAAAUUGGUACAAGGGAUCAGUUUUUCCCAACCUGCAUGCCCUGAUCAUAUGCUUCUAAAUAGUCAGCUAGUUGGCACCCCAGGAUCCUCACAGAACCCCUGGCAGCGCUUGGUCAAAAGAAUGACACGUUUCUUUACAAAAUUGGAUGCAGACAAAUCUUAUCAGUGCCUGAAAGAGACUUGUGAGAAGUUGGGCUACCAAUGGAAAAAGAGUUGUAUGAAUCAGGUUACUGUGUCAACAACUGAUAGGAGAAAUAAUAAACUGAUAUUCAAAGUGAAUUUGGUAGAAAUGGAUGAAAAGAUAUUGGUUGAUUUCCGGCUUUCUAAGGGUGAUGGAUUGGAGUUCAAGAGACACUUUCUGAAGAUUAAAGGGAAGCUGAGUGAUGUUGUGAGCAGCCAGAAGGUUUGGCUUCCUGCCACAUGAUCGGUCUAGUAGCCCUGGGGAUUCCUGGUGAAUAUGGUGCUGCUAUGUUGACAUUAUUCUUCCUAGAGAAGAUUAUCCUAUUCUGCAAACUGCGAACAAUAGUUGCUGAAGAAUUCUCUUCUUUAUCCAAACAUCUUCCAAUUCUUUGUAUGUUUUGGAUACAAAUAAUACCUGUAUCUUAAUUGUAAGUAAUACUUUGGGGAAGGGAUACUUUUUCAUCUGUGUUUUGUGUCUGAAUUUGAAAUCCAUCUGAUAGAAACUAGGUUUAGGGUACACGUGUCCAUCAGCUGUUAUACUAACAUAAUAUUUCAUUCUUACCAGGACAUGUUUCAUCCAGAAAAUAUGUAUUUAUUCCACAUUGAUUUAAUUGUAAAAGAUGGGUUAGCAAAGGCUUAGUCCUUGUGACUUUUGGAUAGUAGAUUUAUCAGUCUGGGAAGUAAGGCUAGCUUCAAAAAAUGUAACCCCAAGAUCUGUACUUACAUUUUCAAGAGAGUCUAACCAGUUAUAUAAACCUGUUGCUGAGUUAUAACAGUUAAUUAAAAUUGCAAGUAGGUGGUUUCUUUUUUUCUGAUAUAGCUAGUAAAAUAUAAAAUACUGGUUGGUCUUUCAAAAAGUUGAGCAUAAGUGCUACUGCUUAACUAACUAAAAUUACUAUUGCACAUCUUAAAUAUUUUUCUAUAUUAUUCUCUACUUUCACAGCCAUAUUUUAAUUCUUCA
Molecule: messenger RNA, 3199 nt
Organism: Chinchilla lanigera (long-tailed chinchilla)
Lineage: Eukaryota; Metazoa; Chordata; Mammalia; Rodentia; Chinchillidae
Gene: Chek1
Product: checkpoint kinase 1
Exons: 13
Coding region: 1052-2482 (476 amino acids)
Biological process (GO): protein phosphorylation; mitotic G2 DNA damage checkpoint signaling
Cellular component (GO): nucleus; cytoplasm; site of double-strand break
Molecular function (GO): protein serine/threonine kinase activity; ATP binding
Source: RefSeq, a predicted model, not a curated record